CAUCAAUACGCAAACCGUCACAUACACAUCGCGUCUCGUUUCUUUUGAUAAUAAAAAAAAAUCAAAGCCUUUUUUGUAUUGAUCAGAAUUUGUUCUAACUUCUAAAGAUCGACGGAAUUAUUAUCUGAGUGAUUUUCUGCUCAGGAUGAGAGAAAGUUAAAUAUUUGUGCCAAGGAUUCUCUAGUAGAUGGCAGGUCGAAAAGGCUGCCAUUUUGGUUGUCGUUCCGAGUUCCGCAAGCGAGAUUUUACUUCAGAAUGUUUUAGGACGCGGCUUGAAGAUCAUCAAAGUUACUCGAAAGUUGGUGGAAGCGCGUCUUUGAGAGAAAUUCAAUCAAGAACGCCGUUGUAAAUCUUCUAGCAUCUUUUGACCAAUUGCAGAGAUGCCGAACAUUAAAUUGCAGAGCUCCGACGGGGAGGUUUUCGAGGUUGAUGUAGAGAUAGCCAAGUGCUCCGUGACUAUAAAAACUAUGUUGGAAGACUUGGGGAUAGAUGAGGACGAGGAGGAGGUGGUGCCACUACCGAAUGUUAAUUCUGCGAUUUUGAGGAAAGUUAUCCAGUGGGCGACAUAUCACAAGGACGACCCUCCUCCACCAGAGGACGAUGAAAACAAGGAAAAACGGACCGAUGACAUCAGCUCCUGGGAUGCCGAUUUUUUGAAAGUUGACCAGGGAACUCUCUUUGAAUUGAUUUUGGCCGCAAAUUACUUGGACAUCAAGGGUUUGCUCGACGUGACAUGUAAGACUGUUGCAAACAUGAUCAAAGGAAAGACGCCCGAUGAGAUUCGCAAGACUUUCAACAUUAAAAAUGAUUUCUCCAACGCCGAGGAGGAACAAGUGCGCAAAGAGAACGAGUGGUGCGAGGAGAAAUAGAUUGCGCCUCUUUGUCCCCCGGACUUCACCCAUAUUUUCUAUUUAAGUAGUUUGUUUUUUCUCACUUUUUUUUAAACAUUAUUUUUUCCUUUAAUUUUCUUAUUUAAAACUUCUUUCCCGACACAAGCGUUGUGUGCGUGAGAAUCAGGUUUCGUUUCAAUACGCCGUUUUCUAAAAAUUACUUGUAAUAUGACGUCGUGAAGAUUAAAAAAGUAAAAAAAAAUGCUUGAAUUGUA
Molecule: messenger RNA, 1105 nt
Organism: Belonocnema kinseyi
Lineage: Eukaryota; Metazoa; Arthropoda; Insecta; Hymenoptera; Cynipidae
Gene: SkpA
Product: S-phase kinase-associated protein 1
Exons: 3
Coding region: 381-869 (162 amino acids)
Biological process (GO): SCF-dependent proteasomal ubiquitin-dependent protein catabolic process
Cellular component (GO): nucleus; cytoplasm
Molecular function (GO): cullin family protein binding
Source: RefSeq, a predicted model, not a curated record